Schistocerca cancellata (South American locust) is the source of this 1083-nucleotide messenger RNA. RefSeq names its product chymotrypsin-like elastase family member 1. Gene Ontology annotation, biological process: proteolysis. The record is from RefSeq and is a predicted model, not a curated record. NCBI's taxonomy places the organism in Eukaryota, Metazoa, Arthropoda, Insecta, Orthoptera, Acrididae. The transcript has 7 exons. Gene Ontology annotation, molecular function: serine-type endopeptidase activity. The coding region runs from base 52 to 894 and encodes 280 amino acids.
GGGCACUUGACGUUCUAUAUAAACUGGAGCACACACUUUGACGUCAUCACGAUGCCGGUCAGUGUACUACGAGAUACGUUAGUGCUCUUAGCUCUCGCUGCGUGUGUGCUUGGGGCAACGCUAUUCCCAAGUCGCAAGCUGGAUGAAGAUCUUUUUAGCAGCGAGGAGUUACGCAGCGAGCGUAUCUAUGGGGGAGAGGAUGCCGUCCCAGGGGAGGCUCCAUUCAUCGUGUCGCUGCAGCUACUGCUGGGAGAAAGUCUCUACCACAACUGCGGCGGCAGCAUCAUCACAACGACAGCUGUGCUCACGGCUGCCCACUGCACCUCCGACCUGCAGGUUGUGGCAGUGGCUGGAGCAUACAACAUCAGCAGUAAUUCAAGCACAGAGCAAUACGUUCCGGUGAUAGAACAGAUCGCAUAUCCUGAGUACAAUGACACUGGUAGUCUCGUCGGGCCUUACGAUAUCGCCGUCUUCAGGCUGGAGUACGCCCUGACGCUGGACGCUUACGUGCAGGUUAUUGGCCUACCCAGCGCUGAAUCCAUCCCUGCAGGUGGGUCCGAAGCAACCCUUUGGGGUUGGGGAUACACGGAGACUGGUCGACCCACUGAGAUACUACAGACUGUCAACGUCACUAUCUAUGACUAUGGAACUUGCCUGGAAUACCUUCAAUACAUGAAUGUGACAUCGUUUGUGCUCACAGAAGCCAUUUUGUGUACAGGACCUUUCGAUGAAGGCAUUUCCAUGUGUGCGGGCGACGAUGGAGGCCCACUGGAGCAGGACGGAGUGCUGGUCGGAAUCGUCUCCUUCUCGCCGACGUCGUGCUCCACGAAAGGCGGAGCCGCAGUCUACACGAGGGUCUCCGCCUACAUGGACUUCAUCAACGAAAAUAUUUAAGCGAUCACUACGCCUGUCUACAAGAGGCUACUAGUGACGAUGUCUGAGGUUUUCAGUUUUCUCCCACUCUACGAAUUCUUACCGAGUACAGAAUCAUAUAUGGAGCAUAAAAUUGUAUAACUUGUAAUUUUGAUUGGGAAAGAAGACACUGCACACCUUGAAAUCAACAUAAUGAGAGGUACUAUACUA